CUCCGGGCUGCGUUUUUCCGGCGGCGCAGAAACUUCUUGCGCGGUUGCUAUGGUUCUGAGGGCAAGACUAUGGGAGGCUGCCCUGUACGGAAAAGAAGAAAUGGCAAUAAAGAGGGCAACCAUCAUUCCCCCCAGCCCAAAAGGAGUAAGAGAAGCCCUGUCUUUCAGGAUUCUCGAGAUACAGAGUUUUCAUGCAGUGAUAAGGAAAGGAGCAGCAGCUACAUUAAUAUCCCAGAGAGAGGAAAUGGACCAGAAGGCAACUUAAACCAGAUUGUUACUGAACCCAAUACAAACAUUCCCCAGUUCUUGCACGAGGGAUGGUCUAAACCUGUUUAUGUCAUAAACCGGUUUAUGUCCUUUGGUCCUGAAAUGAAGCUCAAUAUUUCACAGCAGGGAAGGAACCAAGCUGUUUAAUUAUCUUUGCUAUGAAGGAGAAGUAUUUUCAAGGAAUAUCAGAAGAAAGUAGAACUACUCUGGAUUUUUUUUCCCAAAAUUAGGAGUUUGAAAAAAGGGAGCCAGAUUAGUUUAAGAGGUGAAAUUGGACCCUGUUAUAUUUUUUUAAAUGAGAAUAUAAAGCAAGGGCAGAAUGCCGCACCAAUACUGAGGUGGGGUGGUGGUUGGGGAAAGGAACUGCCUUUAAAUUCAAACCCACCCUUGUGUCACACUCUGUGUGAGUUAUUCAUUAACUCCUGAGGUAGGAGUGGGCUCUCCACUUCGUAGGGGAGGAGAGGUAGGCUGACAGUAAGUUAUCCCUAUGACUACAUGCGAUCCUGAGAAAACUGAGAGUGGUUAAUGAUUUGCUAAAAGGAACACAGUGGCCAAGCAGCAGUGCCAGGGCGUCUCUGCUUUUAUAGUGAAGACCAGGGCUGCCAGGCCACCUUUUUUUCUAGGGAACAAUUCCCUAUUUAUAUAACCAAAGAAACAGUAGAAUGAAACAAAGUUUAAGCUCUUCAUCAGAGUCUACAUGUUGAAUGAUUUUCUAAAUGCAUUCCUUUUUAUAUAGCAGCAUUUUCCUCAUUUUCAAAUGAAUACUCUGUAAUAUUGUCACUUAAGUCCCUACAGAGUGAGUCAGAUCUUAAAGCUGACACUGAUACCAGACUGUCUCCUCCUGGAUUUCUUGUUCCUUCUGGCUGGAGGCUGUAGUCAAAGUAUAACCUAUAUCAUCUGAAUGGAACAACUAGUUGAGUACAUGAACUGAGGCUGGGAAAAACAAAGAUUUUUUGUUUGAAAGGCAAAGAUUCUGACCAGGAAGCCAUUCAGAUCUAUUUUAUAUUUUGUUUAAACUAAGACAGUUAUCUUGAGACCAACUGUACAAAGAUGGUGUACCUAUCUAAAUCACAUGUGGGAUUCUACACUGGUGCACAUUUGACUGAUUGGUAAUUUCCAUGCAUCUUCUGACCACAAUAUUGUAAUAAUAAGUGGCAAUUUUCUGGGUACCAACAAAAGUACAAAUUCAGUUGCCAAUUAUUAAGAUAUUGAUGGAGACUAUAGGGAAAAUGAUAUUUAGGUUGAAGCACAGAAAAUACAUAGUCUUCUCCAGGGAGAAAGUCAUUCAUUCAUUCUCAUCUAAUGAAAGGGAAAAAAUUCCAACUUUUUGGUCUAUAAAAUCUAAUUAAAAUGAAUAGAAAAGAUUUUAUAUCUGUGUUAUUUCUUAGGGACCAAGUGAAAGUAAUUGUAUGGAAUUAGAGUUGCUCUUCCCUUACUACUAAAAGACUUUUUUGAAGUAGGCAAGAGUGUAACAUAAUAAAAUAAAACAAAUUGAUGAUUAACUGAUCAACAUGGAAAGUAUAAAUUUACACAUCACUCACUUUGACAAUCCCCAGACUCCAGAUUUGGUAUUCCAUUAGACUAAGGAGUAGGUCUUUAACUUCCUGUCACUUGGAUUAAGUAGGAUCAAUUUCUUCCAUGUUUCAUUGGCCCUGGUUCUUUUUUCAUAUCUUCUGUGGUUUCUCUGAGCUCCUUGAGGUGCCCCAAAUGCAUUUCUUUAGAUGAUGUAUUAGUCCGUUCUCACCCUGCUGUAAAGAAAUACCCAAGACUGGGUAAUUUAUAAAGGAAAGAGGUUUAAUUGACUCACAGCUCUGCAUGGCCAGGGAGGCCUCAGGAAACAUACAGUCAUGGAAGAAGGGAAAUGGCAGAAAGGGACUGGCAGAAGGGGAAGCAGGCACCUCCUCCACAAAGCAGCAGGAGAGAAUGUGAGCAUGUGGAGGAGGAAAUGUCAAACGCUCAUAAAACUAUCAGAUCUCAUGAGAACU
Cebus imitator (Panamanian white-faced capuchin) is the source of this 2252-nucleotide messenger RNA. RefSeq names its product family with sequence similarity 104 member B (gene VCF2). The coding region runs from base 70 to 414 and encodes 114 amino acids. The record is from RefSeq and is a predicted model, not a curated record. NCBI's taxonomy places the organism in Eukaryota, Metazoa, Chordata, Mammalia, Primates, Cebidae. The transcript is spliced from 4 exons.